Molecule: messenger RNA, 1260 nt
Organism: Sinocyclocheilus grahami
Lineage: Eukaryota; Metazoa; Chordata; Actinopteri; Cypriniformes; Cyprinidae
Product: gap junction alpha-9 protein-like
Exons: 2
Coding region: 1-1149 (382 amino acids)
Biological process (GO): cell-cell signaling
Cellular component (GO): connexin complex
Molecular function (GO): gap junction channel activity
Source: RefSeq, a predicted model, not a curated record
AUGGGCGACUGGAACUUUCUGGGAGGGAUUCUGGAGGAGGUUCACAUCCACUCCACUAUGGUGGGGAAGAUCUGGCUCACCAUCCUCUUCAUCUUCCGCAUGUUGGUGCUGGGUGUGGCGGCCGAGGACGAGCGUCACUGCAAGCGUGUGGCUCUCCGGCGCGAGCUUGAGACGAUGGAGGCAGAGCUGGCGGAGGCUCGGCGGCGGGUGGAGCGGGAACUGCGGCAGCUGGAGCAGGGGAAGCUCAACAAGGCUCCGCUCCGGGGCCCGCUGCUGCGCACAUACCUGCCGCACAUCGUGACCCGCUCCGUGGUGGAGGUGGGCUUCAUGACAGGCCAGUACCUGCUCUACGGACUCCACCUGGAGCAUCUGUACAAGUGCGAGCGGGAGCCGUGUCCCAACAUGGUGGACUGCUUCAUCUCGCGACCCACCGAGAAGAGCGUCUUCAUGGUGUUCAUGCAGGGCAUCGCCGCCACGUCCCUGUUCCUCAGCCUGCUGGAGAUCCUGCACCUGGCCUACAAGAAACUAAAGAAGGGGCUUCUGGACUACUAUCCUCACCUGAAAGACGACCUGGGUGAUUAUUACGGUGCCAAGAAGAACUCCGUGGUGCAUCAGGGGUGCAAAGCCACCAUCCCGACGGUGCCCAGUGGAUUCGCGCCGCUCCUGGAGAAACAGGGCAACGGACCCACGAACCCCGUGCUCAUUAACCCCUCGUCUGCGUUUGUACCCAUCCAGGGUGUGUCGGACGUGCAGCGGGAGAACAAGGAUGUCAUUCACGGUCUGCUGGAGCGCAACAGCAAUUCCAACAACCCUUGCAGCGAGACUCGAUCCCCUGUCGCGCACACGCGGUUCCCAUUGGAGUCGGAGAGCGCAGGCUUCAGCAGCCUCCUGAUAACGGACCCGUGCAAGCAGCGGCGAGCCAGUCCGGCCUGGAACUGCAGCACAGUGGUGGAAGGGAACGGCUCGGACAGCGGAGACAGCGGCAGGGCUGACCUGAGGAGAGCCGGCGGGACACACACACCGGACUCUGAGCCCAGCUCUGGCUCUCGGGAACACGGUUCUGUAGAAACUCCCUCCUUCUCACCCAGUCGGCAACGAACUUCACUGGCGAGCAGCAACAGACGAGCAGCCAGCGACCUGCAGAUCUGAGGCUCUGUGUGUGUUUGUCACAGUAAUUACAAGCUGUUCUCUUUAGUCUUAAUCAAAGGGAUAGCAGUGUUUCCCAUUCAUUAACUAGGUGGCCCGCCACGGUCUAAUCUG